Molecule: messenger RNA, 2195 nt
Organism: Bursaphelenchus xylophilus (pine wood nematode)
Lineage: Eukaryota; Metazoa; Nematoda; Chromadorea; Rhabditida; Aphelenchoididae
Source: the annotation of a GenBank genome assembly
AUGAACACACUGUGCCGAGUAUGGCAAUUCUGCAUUGGAUUUAUUGUCCAUUACUUCAAGAAGAAGGCUCCGCCACAAUAUUCGAAAAUUUCUUCGGAUAAAAUAGGCGAAAAACACGACUUGUCGGCCUUGUCAAUCCAUUCCCCUUGCUCGGAACACGGCAGCAACCUCAAAACACUCUUCUGCGCUCUGCUAAUUAUUUUGUUGCAAAUUCGCGUCUCAAAUUUCGUGUGGAUCCAUCGACUAGCGGCGACGGUCACGGCUGGCGUAUUGCUUGCAACAGGCGGAAAAAGUUUUUUGGAGAAUCAAGUGUUCGUAUACGUUGGCAACAUUUCGUACUCGCUGUAUUUGGUACACUGGCCCGCGUUGGUUUUCUUUAAGUAUACAGCUAACAGUAGCACAACCUCGAUUCACGGUAAGGAAUUUAUUUGGCGUAUUGAAUUAGGUAUUAUACUUGGGAAGACUAUUGUUUCAAUGGGCCGGCCCGGGCCGGGCCGAAGUAAAUUUGAAACGGGCUGGGCCAACUGAAAUUUGAAACGAGCCGGGCCGGCCGGAACCCUUCAGGCUGACGGGCCGGGCCGAAAAUCUUGGCUCGCAGACCGAAAUUGACCGAAAUUUCGGCCCAGCCCCGGUCCGGCACGGGCCGGCCCGGCCCGGGUCAUGUCUACGAUUGACUCAUCGACAAUAUCUUUCUGCCUUUUCAGAUGGAAUCCUCAUUCUUCAAGCAUGCUUUCUGCUAAGUGUUUUGGUAGAAAGCUCUUUUAAAAAAUUAAAUCCAUCAAUAAACUGUAAAGCAAAGCUGUUUCUGCUUAUCGUCGCGUUGUACAUGUGCUUGGCGGCAACUAUUUCCUUCAACAGCAACGUCCAGCAGCCUCAAGUAUCCGCGCCCCACGAACACUAUACAGAUAAUAUAACGAAACAUGAGGAGUUCCUGAUGAGUCGCCUCUUCGACUAUGAACACAUGGACCAACUCAACAUGACAAACACACAGUUGGCUGAUUAUAAUGGCCGACUCCACGACUUCUGCUUUCAUUUUGCCUCUGGGCAUAGAGUGAAGAACAACGAAACGAAGGCGAUAAAAAUUUCGCACCAGGUUGAGGUAAAUCCAGCUAUCAGUCUGCCGGCAAAAUAACAAACACUCUGUCGCAUCGAAAAACGCAAAGCUUAUUGCAUUGCGGCAAGAUCGAAUUGCUUUCACUUCAGCGACCAGAUCGGCUCAGCAACAAUGUGCUCAUUGUUUUCUCGACAGACUGAUAGUUGAAUUGAUGAUAAAUAUAAACUUUUAGGGAACAGGUGAUCUAGAAGUCCUUUUGAUUGGCAACAGCAUAAUUGCCGACUUGUAUUACGGGUUGUGGCCAAGAUUUCGUAGCCAUUACAAACGUUUGACCCUUGUGCUUACCGCCGCAACAGUUCCUUUCCAGCAAGAUUAUGAGGGCGAUCAUUCGAGACAUUUUUUGAACAUUGUCAAGAACUUUGGCCGUCCCAUAGAUCUUCUGGUUAUUCGAUAUGCGUAAGGGUUUUCCGAAGCAAGUGUGUCCCAAGUGCGACGCCCAUUUUUUCGACUGUAUUUUUGGUAGGCGCCCGGCGGAGUUUAGUGGAUGAAACCGCGGACAGCAAUUUGCGCAAAUUGGUAAGGAGAGCAGUCGUCAAAGUCUGAGUGUCACACUUGGGGCUACUUCCCUUGUGAGUGCAUCUGCAGCGGUUUCCAUUGCAGGACGCAUAGAAUCGUCGAUGACAAGAAUUACAUCAAAAAUCAUAUGCGGACCGACAUGCAGUACUUUUUCGAUCAGCUCAGCUUGCUGCCCGUUAAAAAGAUAAUCACGGGGUAUACAGAGUACAAGGCCAACCGCGAUUACAACGCGGAAAUACUGCAAAAGGCGCAGAGAGCCAACGAGGACACUUCGAAAUUCAAUUUUUCAUACAAGGUAAAGCGAACAUCGACAAAUAAAUAUUCUCUUCAGAAGGCUCGCGAACGCAACUUGCCCCUUGACAAGGUGAUAAGCACGUUGAAAUGCGACAAAUGUAGCAUAUACGAUUUUAGUCGGACCUUCUGCAACAGCAUCACCGACAAAUGCAAUGCUGUUUUGGAGAACGGAGUGAUGAUCUACUGGGACUAUAUGCAUGUUUCCGCGUUUGGCUCUUUUUUCAUGGCCGAUGAUUUUAUCAGCUAUCUCAGGCGAAUAAAUGUGAUCUAA